Egretta garzetta (little egret) is the source of this 4855-nucleotide messenger RNA. It is a transcript of the gene CEP135, whose product is annotated as centrosomal protein 135. The record is from RefSeq and is a predicted model, not a curated record. NCBI's taxonomy places the organism in Eukaryota, Metazoa, Chordata, Aves, Pelecaniformes, Ardeidae. The transcript is spliced from 26 exons. Bases 139 to 3585 code for a protein of 1148 amino acids.
CCCCGGAGCUGCAGCUCUGCCGAAGCCUCGCUGGAGCACCUGGGCGAGUCCUUAGCGGCUCGCCCUCCAAGAAGUUGCUGUUAACGGUGUCCUAUUUUUCUUGACUGUGAGAAGAGCUGCUUUGGAGGUGUGUUUACAAUGACUACAACUGCAGAGCGAAGGUUCAUUAAUCUCAGGAAACGUCUAGAUCAACUGGGCUAUCGGCAGCCGUUGGGAGUGGAGAGUUUACCUUUGGUGGAAAAUCUUUUUAGUGACCUAGUUCAUACAACUGAGAGCUUGCGCAGUGCAAAAUUAUCUGCUGGAAAAUCUGAAAAAGAAUGCAGCAAUUAUGAUGCUAUUUUGGAACCUUAUAAAACAGAGAAUGCUAAACUUACCAGGGAAAAUAAUGAACUACAUUUAGAAAUAUUAAAAUUGAAAGAGCAAUCUGAUCGUCAUGUUAAAGAUUUGAAAGCCUCCUUAAGGAAGGUUGAACAUGAAACAGCUGACUUGAAAUUUCUGAAUAACCAAUACAUACAUAAAAUUAAAAUGCUGGAAAAAGAGAACAAAGCCAAGACUGAAAAAAUUCAGCAGCUUCAGGAGAAGAAUCUCCAAGCAGUGGUGCAAACACCUGGUGGCAGAAAAAGAAGCAUUCCGUUCAGACGUCAACGCAUGCAGAUAGACCAGCCUGUCCCUCCAUCAGGUGUUAGUGCCUAUCCAGUUCCUCAGCCAGAGGACCCUUAUAUCGCCGACCUUCUUCAGGUGGCUGAUAAUAGAAUUCAUGAACUUCAGUCAGAAGUAACAGAACUACAGGAAAAACUGGAGAUAUCUGAACGUGGAAUGAAAAAUUAUAGCAAACAGGUUGAGCUAAGAGACAAAGAAAUAGAGCGCCUAGUGCUAGCAUUGGAUGGUGGGCGUUCUCAUGAGGUUAUCUCUCUGGAAUCUAGAAGUAAAAGUAAUGAGAAGCUUAUUGCCCAUUUGAAUUUGCAGGUUGAAUAUCUUCAGCAAACAAAUAAAGAACUUGAAAAACGCAUUCAAGACCUCUUGGACACUAAACAAAAUGUGACUAGUGAGGUAGUGCAUUUAAGCAAUAAAAAUGAAGAACUGUGUCAAGAACUGAAUGAAAUAGACCACUUGGCACAGCAGUUGGAAAGACACAAGGAAAUUGUGCUUGAGACUGCAGAUAAGGAAAUAGGAGAAGCAAAGAAAGAAAUCGAAAGAAAACACAGUGAAAUAAAGGAUCUGGAAGAAACAAUAACAAGGCUUAAAUCGGAGUUGUGCUCAUGUCGUAGGGAGAAUGAGAGGCUGAGUGAAGAACUCUUUGGGAAAACAGAUGACAAAGCGAAUCUUGAACUGCUCUUAAACCAGCUUGAACAAGAGAAACAAAGGCUGACAGAAAAAACAGAGAACUUGGAAAUAAAAGAACGAGAACUUGUCCUAGAAAUAGAAAGAAUGAGAUUAGAAUAUGGUAUAGCCCUAGGAGAAAAAUCUCCAUCUCGUCUAGAUGCAUUUGUAAAGACUUUAGAAGAUGACAGAGAUUAUUAUAAGCGAGAAUUAGAAUAUCUUCAGAAAAUGAUAAAACGAAGGCCUAGCCCAAGCCGUAGGACUCCAGAGAAGAGUGAAGAUCUUAGAUUGAUCACCAGAGAAAGAGAUGAGCUACGUUCCAUGUUAGACAGAUUUGAAAAACACAUGAUAGAAAUUCAAUCCAAUGUCAAAUUAUUGACCACAGAAAGAGAUAGAUUAAAUGUUCUUUAUGAGCAGUCGCAGGGUGAAUUAAACAGGAUGAGAAGAGAAGCAAAACAUAGUUUAGUUUCUCAAAGUCACGUGGAAGAAGAAAGAGACAUUGCCUUGACUGACUUUAGAAGACUGAUGGCAGAAAAAGAAAGCCUCAGAGAAAAAUUAAAGAUUCAGCAAGAAGCAGCUAACCUUGAAAAAUCAAAGAUGCAGCAUGAUAUUUCAGAACUGGAGAAUAGUAUUCAAGGAUUUGAGAUGGAAAGGUGUGAACUAAAGACUGCAGUCUCUAUCCUGAAAGAAAGAAUAAACACUUUGGAAAAUGAAUUAAAAUUGAAAUCCAGUAAACUUGCCCAGACAUCUGAUGAUUCUUCUCAAUUUAAAGCUGAGAUUUGCUCACUUCAGCUCUUAAAUGACCAACUCCAGAGGUCUGUUGAAGAUUUACAGCACCGAUUGUCCCUCAAAAAGGAUGAACUGCAGUCAGCUCAAGAAGAAAUUGUAAAGCUAGAGGAGAAAAUAGAUAGGUUAAAUCAGAGGAGCACUUCACAGGAUGAAGCAGUCAAUGUGCUUAGAAGUACUAUUACUGUUUUGGACAAAGAAAAGGACAGUCUUCAAGAAACUGUAGAUGAAAAAACAGAAAGAAUUGCAUGCUUAGACGACAACUUAGCUAACAAGGAAAAAACAAUUACUCAUUUACGUCUAACUCUCUCUGAGCUGGAGUCUUCAACAGACCAGAUGAAAGACAUGCUGAGCAACAGAGACCGUGAGAUAGCUAGUUUACAUCGCCAGCUUGAUACGUCCCACGUAGAGCUUGCAGAAACAGGAAGAAUAAAGGAAAUGGCUCUGAAAGAAAACAGACGAUUGCAGGAUGACCUAGCUACAAUGGCCAGAGAAAACCAGGCUAUCAGUACUGAACUUGAAGAUGCAAUACGUGAAAAAGAAGAAAUGAAAACCAGAGUUCAUAAUUAUAUAACCGAAGUUUCCAGAUUUGAGACAUUGAUGUCUUCGAAGGAAAAAGAAAACCAAGAAUUGUUAGAGAAGUUCCGAAUGCUCCAUACGCAAGCUGAAGAGUGGGAAAUUAAGGCUCAUCAAGCUGAAGGAGAAAGCAGCUCAAUACGACUUGAACUCCUUUCCAUAGAUACCGAUCGGAGACAUCUUCGAGAGAGAGUAGAACUUCUGGAAAAAGAGAUUCAAGGGCAUAUUGUUGCACAUCAAGCAUAUGAAUCUCAGAUCUCUUCCAUGACAAAAAAUAUGUCCAAAAUGGAAGAGGAUAUUAAACGUGAAAAUCAGGAUAAGUCUUCUGUGUUGGCGGACCUGGCUUCUGUGAGGGAACUCUGUGUGAAACUUGAGUCCAACAAAGAACUUCUUUCUCGACAGCUGACAUCCAAAAACAUGGAUUAUGAAAGGGUUCUAGGUGAAUUAGAAGAUAUAAAAUCAGAAGCAGAGUUGCUGAAAAAGCAGUUAUCCAGUGAGAGACUUACAGUUCAGAAUCUUGAAACGUUGCUGGCUACUAGUAGAGACAAAGAAUUUCAGAACCAUUUAACAUCCCAUGAGAAAGAUUCUGAAAUUCAGUUAUUGAAAGACAAGCUAACACUCGCCGAGAGCAAACUAAGCAGCUAUAAUAGAGAGGUUCCCAUACUUCGAAGUAAAGUUACACAGCUGCAGACUGACUGUGAUGUUUUAAAAAGGCAACUGACAACUGAACGAUUUGAACGAGAGCGUGCAAUUCAGGAAAUGCGUCGACACGGUCUCUCUACAUCAUCAUUACGUGCUUCACCUCCUCUCAGUUCAACAUUAAGGUCUCCCUCACGUUCUCCAGAACGUACCAUUGUAACUGAUCAAGCAGCAGCUGAAAAAAAUGUGAGCUUCAAGGAAUGACCAGUACUGGAGCAACUGAAGCGUUACCUUGUUACAUGGACUUUUUUUUCUUUGUUACUAUGAAGGCUGACUUGUACUCUACCUCUGUAUUCUUCAAAUCAGUGAUUACCUUUGAAAUUUCUGAGAACCAGUGAAGUAAUCAACCUUGCAAAAUUCUGCUUCCCCACCUGGCUGGGGUGACUUUUUUGCUGGCUGUUUGGUGGGUUAUGUAUCAAGGCCAGCUAAGUUUUCUUACUAUUUUGCAAACAUAAUAAUUGUAAGAAGGAAACGAGUACUUGAUGUGACAAUCUCUUAUUUUCAUUUUACUAUUUUAUUGUUCGCUUAUCUCAUAUGGUUACAGAAUUUUGUUCAUCUUACUGUGAGCUAACAUAGAAUAACAUGCAUGAUUGUCUUAAAAAUGCUGAGCCAGUGUAUGUUUUAUGCUCAUGACAAUUUCAUGUGUUUGGGCUUUUAACAAGUAUUUUCUGUUUACAGGUCAUGGUAUUUAAAAGUAUUGAUUAUCUAUUUUGUGAAUGCAUUUUGUUUACUGUACCUUUUCUUAAUUAAAAAAUAUAUCAGUUAUUCUUUAUUUAUAUUUUUGUCAUGUAACAACUACUCAUCUCCUUUUGUUUAAUCUUUGUGUGAAAUUGCAUUUUAAAUAUUACCCAAUAUUAAAUAAAAAGUGAAGAGAAAAAUGGUAUUUUUAAACAUGUAUUGAGAUCCUUUAAAUAUUAUAAAAUUUAUUCCAAAGUGGUUUAUAUUGAAAUUUUUGAAUCAUAUCUGGAGAAUAUUUUUCAAAUUUUGGUUUUAAAAGAUCAGAACAAAACCUGGAAUCCUUCACGCAGUUACGCUCGGGCUGUUGGAGAGGUGACACAUGCCUUUAUGCUGUGACGCACCUAAUCUUUAAAAUACCUGGUGUAUUUAGCAGAGGAGCAUUUCAAAUUUAGGCUGUGAAGUAAGAUGCAAUUAGCAAUCACAAUCUUAAAGCUCUUAAAGCCCAUCUAUGCAGAUAAUUGUAUAUCAAAUCAUUCUUCUAUUCGUGAAUGUACAGGUUUCUAAUAAUUACACGCCAUUCAGGUUGAUGUGAUGGGUAUUCACAGGUUCCGUGCAGGGGACUGGAAGUGGGACGAUGUGGUGGUGUACAGCCUUGCACUGGCCAACAGGUAGUGUUCUGCUUGCCUAAUGUUGAAUAAAAAACUGUGAUUACCAGCUAACAUUACAAGCAUCUCUAAGGUGUAAAUAACACAUUAAAUGACGUGGAAAAAAACCUUUUUUUUUUUUCUUUUAGAUU